ACUCUUACCUUAAAAAUGGAAUAUGUGCAUCUUUCAAUAUUUUUUAAAGUUAAAGAUGACUUGGGAAAUGAUGCUGUUAGUGAAGCAUUAUCGCAAAAUGAAUACUUCCCUGCCAGUGUCGAUCAAAAAUGAAAAUUGUAUCAAAUUGAAUGACUGGUGCUUGUGCCCCUUAGUAUAAUGGAUGAAAUCUACUUCCAAAAACAUUUGAAACAACAGCCAGUUUGUACAGUGAGAAUAUUCUUACUUAAAGACUCUAUAUUAUGUCGGUAGAACAAUGUCAAAGGUCACUUCCUGGACAUCUGUUUGCCAUAAAUGUAUUUAUUCUUUUUUUUUUCUAUGACAGACCCGUUAUUAUUCGAGUUUAAGAAAGAGAGAUCUCAGCAUUACCCCCUCUGGGUCACAUUGGUAUGGUAAAGUUAUCAGGUUUCAAGUUUUAUGUUGUGGAAGCACUUUAGUGUUCGUGCGUGUGCGCGUGCAAAACUGAUUACUUUUCAUUACAGCACGUCCGGAUCGAUCCAUUAAGUUCAAGGAAGAUAAUUUUCACAUACGCUUUGACUUUUCAACAGGGUUGGAAAUAUGAGCGUUUCAUUUAGAAAAGUGAAAAUUGCAUGAUUGUAUGACGAUGAACAAUAAACGCAUUGCUGUUCACAUGUCGAGUUUGGCGGUGGGAAAGUGAUGCGACGCCCCUCCAGGCUGUUCGCGAAUGGUCUCGUCCACUAUGUGACGUCACUAGCAAUGUUGCACAGUAGAGCGUCGGACUUGAGUAAAUGUUGCACUUUACACUGCUGCUCAGCGAAUUACUGGCUGCGCGUCUCAUGCUGGCUUUCUGUUUUUGUUCGUUUGCUUCAAAAGAAUGCACAUCAGAUGACAACAUGAUCCGGCUACACUGAAAAGCAGCUAGAAGGAUCGGCGGCCCGAGGAGUGAAGAUUCGCCAUGGCCCGCCGGACUGACACUCGCCAAAACGGCUCGGGACUGGGAUGCGCGUCGCAAUGGUGAUCAUUUGCAAGAAGAGGCCGGAAAAGGGCGGCGAAAAUGUAACGUCGAAAAGCACACAUUUGGGCUCGUUCCAGAGCGAGACCAUGAGCCAGGGGACCGCUCUCUUCUCUCGUGAACUCGCGGAUACCGGGGGAUGGUGCCGAGUGGCACGCGGCCGCGCCGCGCCGCAGGGUCAGGUUGGCACGAGCCUGGAGAGCCUCUGGGACAUCCUGCCAGAGGUGCACCCGAACACCUCCAGAUGGGGCUGGGAUGUGGGCCGCACGUCCGGCACCAUCAGCAGCCUCCUGCAGGACCUCAGCCUGACCGAGGCCCCCGCGUCCUCGCCGGCGGCGCCGCCCAGCAAACGUCAAUGCCGGUCCCUCUCCUGCUCCGAGGAGCUGCACCGCUCCACCUGGCGACCUCAAGGAUCCAGAGUGUGGACGGCCGUGGAAAAGAGGAGGUGCCACAGCGGCGGCAGUGUCCAUGGUGGCGGAAUCGCUCCCACGGGCUUCCCGGCCAUCCGGCGGAGCGCCAGCAUCAGCCUCAGCCUCAGCCUGCCCGCCGCCGCCGCCCUGGCCCGGCCGCUCUACCGCUCCGACGAACGGAUCCCCGAGCUCGGCGGCCCUUCGCCCGUCAGCUCGCCCGACUCCACCCCUGAACCGGAGCGCCGAGGAGGGCCGGGGGGUCUCGCCCGCAGCCGCUCACAGCCCUGCGUCCUCAAUGACAAGAAAAUCGGCGUCAAGCGCCGGAGGCCGGAUGACGUGCAAAGGCCCUCGCUGGACCUGGCAAAGAUGACCCAGAAACUUCCAAACUUCCACAGCCUCAGCUGCCAUGGAAUCUCAGGCCAGUGUCGACACAGCGAGGAUUCCUCCGCCGACAACGCUUCGGACGAUGUUCCGCCCGCGACAGAGCACGAGCCGCCUGGUCUCAACAUCCAGGAGGUGGAGCGGAUGUCCACGUGCCGCAAAGAUAAGCUGCUGCCCCCGUGGACGGGCCUCGGUAGCACCGGGAAGGACGUGCAUCUGCUCGGAGGAGAGCUGGACAUUGAGCAGAUCGAGAGGAAUUGAGAGCGACUUGAAAGUCUUACAAAGGAAGUUGUUAUGCACUCAUUUUUUUUCAGUCUUAAGCUGCACCCCCCCAUACACCCCCCACCCAAGUAGGCAGGGGGUUCCAAAUGCGUCUCAGGAGACAAGGCAAUCAGGAAGCGUCAACUCUGAAAUUAUUCGUCUUAACAUUUUUUUGCCGCUAACCCUUCACCGCUACGUUAGCGCUUGGAGAGAAUUUGCAGCAGGUUUGUAGAGAUUCCCACAAGCGGGCAAGUCGGACGACCCAAAGCACAGAAACGCACACGCAGGGAAAUGACUCAAGCCACAAAAGGGAAACGUGGCUUCUCUCCAAGAUCGAUGCAAGAUCCGUUCUGACGCUAAUCGCAUUCAUAUUUUAACGACGUGUGACGAUAAGGUGAUGUAAAAACACGAGCGUAUUUCUAUAUAAAAUAAAAAGUUUCAAACG
Hippocampus zosterae (dwarf seahorse) is the source of this 2488-nucleotide messenger RNA. RefSeq names its product family with sequence similarity 53 member B (gene fam53b). The record is from RefSeq and is a predicted model, not a curated record. Gene Ontology annotation, biological process: positive regulation of canonical Wnt signaling pathway; protein import into nucleus. The transcript is spliced from 5 exons. Gene Ontology annotation, cellular component: nucleus. Lineage: Eukaryota; Metazoa; Chordata; Actinopteri; Syngnathiformes; Syngnathidae. The coding region runs from base 979 to 2043 and encodes 354 amino acids.